Molecule: messenger RNA, 1255 nt
Organism: Panonychus citri (citrus red mite)
Lineage: Eukaryota; Metazoa; Arthropoda; Arachnida; Trombidiformes; Tetranychidae
Product: U3 small nucleolar ribonucleoprotein protein IMP4-like
Exons: 1
Coding region: 138-1016 (292 amino acids)
Biological process (GO): rRNA processing
Cellular component (GO): Mpp10 complex; small-subunit processome; nucleolus
Molecular function (GO): snoRNA binding; rRNA primary transcript binding
Source: RefSeq, a predicted model, not a curated record
AAUUUAAAUGUGGAAAUUUUCACAUGUUGGUUUCAUUUUGUUUUCGUUGAAAUUAAUUUAAUUGUUGUGAUUGUUUUCGAAUUCUUUUUGGUUAAUAAUUGUUUUCUUGAUUGUUCUAUUGUUGGUGAAGUUUGAAAAUGAUUCGUCAACAACAGAGAUUAAGGCGAGAAUAUUUAUUCCGAAAAUCGGUUGAGGAAAAAAAAAGAUCUUCAGAGGAGAAGAAGAAGAAAAUUAGAGAAGCCUUGGAAUCGAAUGAACCAAUUCCAACUGAGCUUAGACGUGGUGCUAUUUCUUUAAGUAAAGUUGCCGAUUUAGAUGAUGAUGGAGGUGAACAGGUUACAAGCCAUGAAGAUGAUGAAUAUCGAUGGGCUGGUGUCGAAGAUCCCAAAAUUGUUAUUACAACUUCACGUGAUCCAAGUUCACGAUUGAAACAAUUUGCCGCUGAGAUGAAGCUACUUUUUCCUAAUUCUCAAAGAAUCAAUCGUGGUAAUUAUGAUGUUAAAAAGUUAUUUGAAGCCUGUAGGAGUAACAAUGUAACCGAUUUUAUUGUUGUCCAUGAGACUCGUGGUCGCCCUGAUGGUUUAAUUAUCUCUCACCUUCCCUUUGGUCCAACUGCUUACUUUCAAUUGGCUAAUGUUGUAAUGAGACAUGAUAUCCAGGGGAUUGAUAAAAUGUCGGAAGCUUAUCCACAUCUCAUAUUCCAUGAAUUAACUUCAAAAUUAGGUAAAAGGAUAACCAAUAUAUUGAAAUUUUUAUUCCCAGUUCCAAAGGAAGAUAGUAAAAGAGUAAUCACUUUUGCAAAUGUCGAUGAUUAUAUUUCAUUUCGCCAUCAUACUUACAAAAAAGUGGACGGUAAAAUUGAAUUAACGGAAGCUGGUCCAAGAUUUGAGAUGAAAUUGUACCAAAUUAAACUUGGAACUCUGGAAAACGAAGACAUCGCUCAAACUGAAUGGACACUUCGACCUUACAUGAAUACGGCAAAGAAACGUAAACUACUCAGUGUCGGACAAAUCUAAUCAAUCAACUAAAUUAAUCUUCUAUUUUCAUGUUCACCCUGUAAUAAGCAAUAACCCAUACAUGAUGUGACAUUAAUUUCCAUCAUGAUUUAAAUUAAUUCACUCUGAUUGUUAUCCUACCAUCUCUAAAUCAAUUGAUUACCUGAGCCUUUCUCACCUCUUGUUUAUAUUACAAUUCACCCAACCAAAUAAACACUGAAUUGUUGAUUAACAAUCAGAUGAAUUAAUUGAAUACCUAA